Molecule: messenger RNA, 3960 nt
Organism: Ruditapes philippinarum (Manila clam)
Lineage: Eukaryota; Metazoa; Mollusca; Bivalvia; Venerida; Veneridae
Product: E3 ubiquitin-protein ligase TRIM36-like
Exons: 6
Coding region: 110-1780 (556 amino acids)
Biological process (GO): positive regulation of DNA-templated transcription
Cellular component (GO): nucleoplasm; chromatin
Molecular function (GO): zinc ion binding; ubiquitin-protein transferase activity; cysteine-type deubiquitinase activity
Source: RefSeq, a predicted model, not a curated record
GUUUAAAACGGUGUUAAUCUUGAUACCGAUUAAAUUGUUUUGUUAUACAAUUGAUGGAUGUAUGUGACAUAGGUCUACUGUAUAUAUUAUAAUUAAUAAACCAACAAAAAUGGCAUCAAAAUACGCUACUGAAGAUCUAGAUUCAGAUGAAAUUGUAGAAAUGUAUUGUGAAUUGUGCAAAAAGAAAGGUAAACAUCGUAUCGCUGACGGAUUUUGUGUGAAUUGUGUCAAAUAUUUUUGUAAAGAUUGCUUAUCAUAUCAUACUGAAUUUCUACCUGAUCAUGUACAUAAAGACAAGACUAAUAUGCCACAAGAUGUGUGCUUAAACCCGUGUCCUAGUCACAGCGAGGAUAUCAUCAAAUUCUACUGCUCAAGUUGCAACAUGUUUUUCUGUUCUGAAUGUAAGAAGAACGGCCACAAUGAAUGUAAAAAUGUUCAUCAUUUACCAGAUCUUGUAAAAGAUUUAGAAAAAGGAACAGAAUUUUUAAACCUUGGGCAAGAUUUAGAUGCAGUUGUGGAAGAAUCACAAAUACACGUUUCUGUUCUGUCUGAGGCUAAGAAAUUAAUGGAAGCGAUGUGUAGUGCGGCAUUGUCAGAAAUAGAUUCAAUGAGGGACCAACUUAUCGAAUAUAUAAAUAGAAGUGUUGGAACAAUAAAAUCAGAUUUGAAAUCAAUAGAAAACGCUGAAAUGAAAACAAUCCAAGAUAAUUGCUCAAAACUGUCUGCAUUGAUUUCCGAGACAUCAUCCAUGAAAUCUAAGAUGGAUCAGAAAGUACGGGAAUGUAAAAGAUGUGAAUUGUUCAUGGCCAUGAAGGAUAUGCAAACGAAGCAAAAAGCCCUACAGCAAAAGGUAUUGGAGAUGAAGCGGCACAAGUUGAGAGACUUUGAGUUUGAAGCAAAUAGCAGUAUCAAAUCUUUGAUGAAAAAUCAUAUUCCGUUGGGAAAUCUAGUUUUCAAACAGAAUGUAGGUACCACCUGUAUUAAAGAGGAAUCCGCACAAAUGGGACAGACUGUAGGUACCACCUGUAUAAAAGAGGAAUCUGCACAAAUGGAACAGAAUGUAGGUACCACCUGUAUAAAAGAGGAAUCCGCACAAAUGUCAAAGUCCAUGGUAGAUAUACCAGAUGUAGAAACACAGAAGUCGUUCGUUGCAAACCAAUUACAGAAACCAUUAAUUGAAGGAGAGACAUGGUACAUUAUUGAUAUCAAAUGGUUCAAACAGUGGAAAAGUUAUGUUGGUUACGAGAACCGGGAUCGCUUAAAUGUAGGCGAGGAAUUAGCUUAUCCAGGGCCUAUAGACAAUACCCCUAUUUUACAAGAAGGAACGGAUAAACUGAAAGAACACUUGAUAGAUAAUUUAGAUUAUUCGCUUAUUCCUGGAGAAUGUUGGGAAAUGUUGCUCUCUUGGUAUGGAUUAUUGGAAGGACAGAAACCAUUACCAAGAAAAGUGAUAGAAGAAGGUGUUUAUGGUAAAUCGUUAAAAGUGGAAGUUUACCCGUGGCAUCUGAAGAUUUAUGAUAACUCUAAACCAGAUGAUGUUAUUACAAAAACUUUCAGCAGAAGUGAUACAGUCCGCAAACUUGAAGAAGUAAUGCGUAGGGAAUUUAGCAUACCCAAUGAUAAAGAAGUCCGGUUAUGGAAUAUGUAUAUGACAAACAUGUACGAACAGUUGGCGGACAAAGACAAGACGUUACAGGAGGCAGGGUUAUAUCAGGGUCAAGUAAUCGUGAUAGAGCAGAAAAAUCCCGACGGAUCAUGGCCUAAAGGAAUAAAAAAAUAAAAAAAUUGAAUACAAAGUAACUAAAGCAAUGAGUAGAGUUUUAAAAUUGAUGGAAAAAAAAAUAUAAAAAAAGUGAAAUCGGAUAUUUAGCUAAAGGAACGAUAUUCAUUAAAGCUAUAACUACAUUCCAAAGAUUAGAACUAUGCAUUUAUUUCAUUAUUUAAAUGGUGUACUGUAUAGAGGAAAAACUAUUUUAUAACAUGUUUUCGAUGGUUUAUAGAGAUAUAUCAGUGAAAUAUAAAACUGAUAAUUUCACUGUUGAAACAGUGAAAAUAUCAUUUUGUUAAGUUCACUGUUUUGAAUUUAAGCCCUUUCAGUUGUUUCGAUGAAAUACUAGCGUGCACAGUACUGGGAACCAACUUAAUGACGUGACGUCGUUAAUGACGUCACGUUGUUUUAUUAUUUGGCGAGCUUUGCAUUUAGUAUUAGGAAAACAUGUCUUUUUAAGCGUUUCUUUGCAUAUAAUAAAAAGAAAAGUUGUUAAGUUUAGUGUAAGAUCGAAAUUUAUUUAACCUCGUGAAAUCAAAAGUUAAUUUUUCACUCGUGGCUGCGCCACUUGUGAAAUAUACCUUUUGGUGCUCACUCGGUGAAAUAUAUUCCGAUCUUACACUGAACUAAACAAAUUUAUUACCCUUCCAGAUUUUUUCCGCCUUUUUGAUUGGAUAUUGAUCACCCGAAAGAAAUUGAUAUUACCGAGCCAGACGGGUAAUAUACACACUAAAUUACCCCGUUGGGUACCCCACGUUCUAAACAACAUGCUCUGUGGCGAUGCGCGUACGGUUUGAUUUUACGCGAUGUAAAUUCCGAUUUACGAGCAUUUUUCAACUGUCAAAUGAUAAAUAUUUACCAAAAUAGAGUAAUCAUACAUAUCCCAUCAGUAUUGAAAACAAAUAUGACAUUGUGAAAGCUUGAUAUUAAUUCCAAAAAGGUGCGUUCAACAGACUAGUCCUUUUCUCCAAUUUACAUGCGUUAGGUUCGAAAGAAAAUACGUCAUGUAUUUAUGUGACGUCAUGUAGAGGUGAAGGGGUACCCUAAAGGGAAUCUUAUUUCGACGUUUCAUUUGAAGUAGCAAUGAUUUAUUUUAAGAUCGUCUUAACUCGGCAGGGGAAGGGUAAUAAAAUUAUUAUUUUGGUUUUGGAGUGAUAUAUGUGGAUAUAUUACCUGUCAAGAUAAAAUAUCACCCUCGCCUAACGGCUCGGGUAAUAUAAAAUCUUGACAAGUAAUAUAUCCACAUAUAUCACUCCAAAACCAAAAUAACAUAUAAUCCUCUAUAUGUUCCAGAGCUGUAUAUAUGCAUGAGACUGAAUAAUAAACUUUCUGUUAUGUUCUGAUUAAAAUAUACAAUAAACAUAUAAAACUUGCACCUUAAUAUUGCCUGUUGUAAAUUGUCAGCUCUUAAGACAUUUUGGUACAUAUAUAGAGUAUAUUGAAUAAGUGUAAGUUUAAUACUGAAUUUAUUGAACGAGUUGAAUAAAAUUAUAUAAUGCGAGCCUCUUGCGAGCAUAUUAUUUUAAUCAACGAGUUUAAUACGCGGAAAGUCCGAGCGGGGCCGAAGGCCCCGCGAGGGCUGUAGCGCUCUUAGAUAACAUGUAUGACGCGUAUCAAUUCAAAUGAAAUCAAAUUCAAACUAAAUAAAAAUUUCAAAAAAAAUAUAUCCUAUACCUAAUGAGCUGUGAAAAAAUCCUUAGUUAAUGGGCGCCGCCAUUUUGAAAUCCCUUUGAGCUAAAUAUAGAUAUCAGAGUGCUUUUAAUGAGCGUCUGAAUAAUUCAGACUAUUGCUAGCAGACGCAUGCUAAGUAACACUUCCGGUGAAAGAAUGAUGUACAAAAUCAGAAAAUAAACCUGCAUUUCAUUGAUAAGAAUUAAAGUAACGAUUAUAUAUUAAAAAGUUUCUUUAACAUAUCAUUUUUGAUAAAUUAGCACAUUAAAAAUAACGUUAAAACAACAACUGUGAUUAGAGAUUAACAAAAAUGGAGGACGUGAUUUUCCGAACGCCGACGCAUGCGCAGGGGUUCCCCUUUAUGUUCGGAGAUUUUCGGAAUAUUCCGAGCGCUCCGACGAUAGGUUGAACACCACCAAUUUAUUCGUUUUUGUUUAUGGUACAAAAUAUCUUCAAGAAAGAUCUGGUUUACAUGUACACUAAUAUGUUAUGCUAAAAUCAUAAUUCAUUAGAGCUUUCCG